This is a messenger RNA of Momordica charantia (bitter melon), 6549 nucleotides long. It is a transcript of the gene FAB1B, whose product is annotated as phosphatidylinositol-4-phosphate 5-kinase family protein. Gene Ontology annotation, biological process: phosphatidylinositol phosphate biosynthetic process. Gene Ontology annotation, molecular function: metal ion binding; ATP binding; 1-phosphatidylinositol-3-phosphate 5-kinase activity. NCBI's taxonomy places the organism in Eukaryota, Viridiplantae, Streptophyta, Magnoliopsida, Cucurbitales, Cucurbitaceae. The record is from RefSeq and is a predicted model, not a curated record. Gene Ontology annotation, cellular component: endosome membrane.
GCAAUCUCUCUCUCUGAAUGAUCUUUGAGAAAAAUAAUCAAAAUUAUGAAGAAAACCGCAUAAUUGAGUAUCUUAGAACUGAAAAUUUUAAAUUUGCGAAGAAUUUGCAGAGUUGUUGCUUAAUUGAUCUGGAUGGAUCAGAUGAAUGCAUAAUUUUGAUUUCUGUGGUGGCGAUGAUCGCUGAAUAUUGUGUCGAUUGGUUUUAGGAAUCUGCGAGAAAUCUCUCUCCACGCCCCUCUUCCAUUGACUCUCUUCACCAACCCUUUAUUUCACACUGAACUUUUUUUGGUAGUGAAUCACGGUUUCUCUCUUCAAAGCACAACUCUGAGUUGUGUGGCAGUCAAAUUCAGUUCAAGUUCAGGCCAAUCGGAAUUCGACACCAGGAAUUGACGGCCUGUUCGCGGGAGUAAUCGGAGCUACAUGUCAUUCAAUUGUGUCGGUUCAGAGGAGCUUAAUUGAACUCAUUAGAGGUGGUUGAGAAGAUUCUUGAUCGUGCUGCUGUUCUUAUUAGAUUUAAUUAGUUCGCGGUUUCAUUAUUUUUGAGUUAAUUUAUGUCUGAGAUUGGGGUCUGGUUCUUUAAUGGCGAAACUACUUCAUCUUUCGUUGUUGGGGGAUUAGUGUUGAUCCGGAGCAAGGAAGUAGGUCAAUAGUGCGAAUUAGGAACUGGGUUGCAGUUCUCCAACAACGAGGUUGAAUUUGUUGGGUCGCAAUUUCAAAUGAGCAUAUCAUAAUGAACGGAAUCGUGGGCUUGUUGGUCAAUGGAUUCUCCAGACAAGGCAUUGACUGAUAUACUUGGUAAUUGGAAGUCGUGGAUCCCUUGGCGAUCUGAAUCAGCUAAUGUAUCGAGGGCUUUUUGGAUGCCUGAUCAGAGCUGCCGGGUAUGCUACGAUUGUGACGCACAAUUUACCCUUAUCAACCGUAGACACCAUUGCCGACUUUGUGGACGAGUCUUCUGUGCCAAGUGUACAGCAAACUCAAUACUUGCUCCACCAGGCAAUCCAAGGACCCCUCGUGAAGACAGGGAGAGAAUUCGUGUUUGUAACUAUUGCUACAAGCAAUGGAAUCAGGGCGUAGCUGCUCCAGAUCAUGAGAUCAGGGUGCUCAACCAGGAUAUCUGCAGUUCACCAUCGGCGGCAAGUUUGUCCAGUACUAGAUCUAGUGGCACUGCUGACAGCAGUUGCAUUACUCUUGCUUCUGUGCCUUACUCCUUGGAGGCCUGCCAACAAGCUCAACAGCAAUCUGGUCUCAGUCCACAACAUUCACCUGUUAUCUUAACUGACAGAGAUCAACAGGGUGAAUUGGCACCGGGAAGAGGCACUGAAAUUCUUUCUAGCAUAGGGGAUAUACCACAAAAUUAUUCCAUGAACAGGAGUGUUUGCAAGGAUGAUUAUGAUGGUGUAUACAAGUCAGAUUCUGAAGCAAGCCAUUCUCCUCAAGUCACUAGCUACUAUGGUCCAGCUGAAUCUGAAGAGAUUGGCAAUGAGGAUGGAUCACAUAAUGUGCAGCUUGAUGGAGAAAACAUCAACAUCAGAAGUUUAAGUAGCUCUCCGUUGCAAGAAAGUUUUUAUUCACAUGGUCUGGAAGGAAUUCCAGAUCUUGACAGAAAAGAAGACGCAAAUUUUAUUUAUGGAGAAGAUCAAGGGCAUUCCUCUUUGGAAUAUACAGAGGAUGUCGAAUCUGAACCUGUUGAUUUUGAAAACAAUGGGCUUCUCUGGAUCCCACCCGAACCUGAAGAUGAAGAAGAUGAGAGGGAAACUUUAUUUGAUGAUGAUGAUGAGGAACAUGAUGCAGGUGAAUGGGGAUAUUUACGAGCCUCUAGUAGUUUUGAGAGUGGGGAAUAUCGUAGUAAGGAUAGGUCUACUGAGGAGCACAAGAAUGCCAUGAAGAAUGUAGUCGAUGGACAUUUUAGGGCUUUAGUAGCUCAAUUGUUGCAGGUUGAGAACCUUCCUUUGGGUGAGAUCAGUGAUAAAGAGAGUUGGUUGGAGAUUAUAACUUCCCUCUCUUGGGAGGCUGCGACACUAUUAAAGCCAGAUAUGAGCAGAGGCGGUGAGAUGGACCCAGGUGGAUAUGUAAAAGUCAAAUGUAUCGCUUCUGGACAUCGCUGCAGUAGUAUGGUGGUAAAAGGAGUGGUUUGUAAGAAAAAUGUGGCUCAUCGGAGAAUGACCUCAAAGAUAGAGAAGUCUCGCCUGCUGAUUCUUGGAGGUGCACUCGAAUACCAACGGGUUUCUAAUCACUUGUCWAGUUUUGAUACGCUUUUGCAGCAGGAAAUUGACCAUUUGAAGAUGGCAGUGGCAAAGAUAGAUGCACACCGCCCUGAUGUUCUUCUAGUUGAAAAAUCAGUAUCAAGAUUUGCACAAGAGUAUCUACUUGCAAAAGAUAUAUCACUUGUUCUCAAUAUCAAAAGACCACUUUUGGAGCGUAUAGCCCGCUGCACAGGUGCACAAAUAGUUCCUUCAAUUGAUCAAUUGUCAUCACCAAAGUUGGGAUAUUGUGAGAUAUUUCAUGUAGAGAGGUUCAUGGAAGAUCUAAGGACUUCUGGACAGAGAGGGAAAAGAUCGGUGAAAACAUUGAUGUUUUUUGAAGGCUGCCCAAAGCCAUUGGGUUGUACUAUUCUGCUUAGAGGUGCUGACAUGGAUGAGUUGAAGAAGGCAAAGCGAGUUGUUCAGUAUGGAGUUUUUGCUGCUUAUCACUUGGCCUUGGAAACAUCUUUUCUUGCUGAUGAAAGAGCCUCUCUACCAGAACUUCCCUUGAACUCCCCAAUUACUGUUGCAAUUCCUGUGAAAUCGUCCGUUGUUGAGAGAUCCAUAUCGAUGGUACCUGAUUUUAGUCUUCCUGCCUACCAGGGGCAGCAACCUAGCCUACCUAAUGACGAGCCACAAAGAUCUAAAAGUUUCCCUACUUCGGAUCUAAUCUUAGCAUGCAACAGCACUCCACCUUGUGUAGAAAAUGGCCCUAGCUCUCAACCAUCUCAACCAACUUCAUCUGCUACAAAUUCAGCAGCCAUUGUUGCCUCUGACUCCAUGUCAUGGCCUAUUGGUUCCGAGUCUUAUGGUGAUGUGUCUUCUCCAUACCAUACUCUUAAGGAGAGAAAUGCAUUGGGUACCAGGGGAGAAAAUCUAGAAGAAUCUACUUCGGGAAAUAACGGUUAUCAAAAACAUCAGGAACUAGGGUCCCUUGAGUUGUUGGGGAAUUUCAAGUUUUCAAUUGAUGCUGAAGACGAUCAUAACUCAGCAGCAUCUAGUCAGCCAAUUGGCUUAGAGCCAUUAAAUAUGCAACAGAACAAUCAAAAUCAUCAAGAGGAGCUGGGAACAGGGAAAGAUGACUUCGCUACAGCAUCUUCUGCCCAUCAAAGUAUCUUGGUCUCAUUAUCAUCAAGGUGCAUAUUGAAAGGAAGUGUCUGUGAGAGGUCGCAUCUCUUUAGAAUCAAAUACUAUGGGACUUUCGAUAAACCUUUAGGCCGAUUCUUAAGGGACCGUUUAUUUAAUCAGACCUACCGAUGCGAUUCGUGCGACAUGCCAGCAGAAGCACAUGUCUAUUGUUAUACUCAUAGACAGGGCACCCUCACAAUAUCUGUUAAAAAGUUAUCAGAAAUUCUUUUGCCAGGUGAAAGGGAGGGGAAGAUUUGGAUGUGGCACAGAUGCCUGCGAUGCCCACGAAACAAUGGUUUUCCCCCAGCUACUCGAAGAGUAGUGAUGUCAGAUGCUGCAUGGGGACUCUCAUUUGGGAAGUUUUUAGAGCUCAGCUUUUCAAACCACAUUGCUGCUAGCAGAGUGGCAAGCUGUGGCCACUCCUUGCAUAGAGAUUGUCUUCGUUUUUAUGGAUAUGGGAGAAUGAUCGCUUGUUUUCGCUAUGCUUCGACUGAUGUGCAUUCUGUAUACCUUCCACCGUCAAAACUGGAUUUCAAUUAUGAGAAUCAGGAAUGGAUACAAAAAGAAAAGGAUGAGGUGGUGAACCAAGCUGAGCUUUUAUUUUCUGAAGUGCUGAAUACUCUUCGUCAAAUUGCAGAAAAAGUAUCUGCUGCAGGGACCAUUAGUAGCAUGAGAAAAAUGGAACUAAGGCGCCAGAUUGCCGGGUUGGAGGCUGUGUUACAAAAUGAGAAGGCCAAAGUUGAGGAAUCACUCCAUAAGACUAUGAAUGGGGAAGGCAAACAGGGCCAGGUUACAGUAGACAUUCUUGAGAUCAACUAUCUGCGUAAGAAGUUACUCAUUCAAGCUUAUGUAUGGGACCAGCACUUGCUCCAUGCAGCAGCCAGUUUAGAUAAAAGCAACUCUGCUGGUAGCUUAAUUACAGAAUCUGAAGAGAAAUUUUCAGUUGAUGGUGAGAAGCUUUCUGAAAUUAGCACCACCAGCAAAUCGGUUGAUGAAGGGACAUAUAAUGGAAAAGAACUUGGUACCAGCCCGGCUCAACCUGAAACUCAAAUCCAAGAACUUGGAGAUUCAGAUUCAGAAAAAGGCGAAGAAGAUUUAUGCAAUACAAGCAUUAAUUCGCCAUCUGAACCCCUAGAGUCAAAGGUAACUGUUCAUGCAGCUCCGGCUGAUGGGCAGUUUUCUAGGAUGGUAAAUUUAUCAGAUACGCUCGAGGCUGCAUGGACAGGUGAAAAUGGUUCAGUAGUUGGAAUAACAAAAGAUAAUUCCCAUAGUUUAUCUAAUUCGACUGUGGAAAAUUCAUCAAGCAUUGAUAUUAAUGCAUGUUAUGAUCGUGGUGAACAUCCAAAUGUGGACAGGGGUACCCAUGCUGUUUCUCAGUUGCUUCCUUCGAAGGCACUUGAAGAUACAGAGGACUUUGCUAGCCAGUUAGAGACGAUUUCCUCAAACUUUUAUUAUUUAUAUAAUGAGAAAUUUCUAUCAAGUGGUCUGAAACUUGAAGCACUGGGGAAACAUAAUCCUGUCUUUCUAUCUUCAUUCUGGGAGUUAGAAUUUCAAGGUGGAGCUAGGCUGUUCUUGCCUCUUGGUGUAAAUGAAACUGUUGUUCCAGUCUAUGAUGAUGAACCCUCAAGUAUCAUAGCUUACGCUCUAAUGUCACCAGAAUAUCAUUCCCAGCUGAUUGAUGAGGCCGAAAAGCUAAGAGACUGUGGUGAUUCGUUGCCUUCCUUAUCUUUCUCAGAAUCAUUUUUGCAGUCCUCCGAUGACUUCUCCUUUGAUUCUCAUAAAAGUGUGGGUCCUUCAGAUGAUAGUCUUUCUAGUAUCUCUGGGUCUCGUACCUCCCUUGGUCUGGAUCCAGUCUUAUACCCAAAGUCCCUUAAUCCCAGAAUUUAUUUUGAAGAAUAUGGCCCACAUGGUGGGGUAAAAUAUUCUGUGACCUGUUACUAUGCAAAACGAUUUGAAGCUUUGAGGAGGAUUUGCUGUUCAGAACUUGAUUUCGUAAAGUCUCUUAGUCGUUGUAAGAAGUGGGGAGCCCAAGGUGGUAAGAGUAAUGUUUUCUUUGCCAAAACUUUGGAUGAUCGCUUUAUCAUUAAACAAGUCACCAAGACAGAACUGGAGUCAUUUAUUAAAUUUGCACCUGAAUAUUUCAAGUAUUUAUCCGAAUCAAUUUGUACGCGAAGUCCUACAUGCCUAGCAAAGGUUCUUGGAAUCUAUCAGGUUACGGCAAAGCAUCUUAAAGGAGGGAAAGAAUCAAAGAUGGAUGUUCUGGUUAUGGAGAAUCUUCUGUUUAGAAGGAAUGUUACACGACUUUAUGAUCUCAAAGGAUCUUCUAGAUCACGCUAUAAUUCUGAUUCAACUGGGAAUAACAAGGUUCUGUUGGACCAAAACUUGAUCGAAGCAAUGCGAACUUCUCCGAUUUUUGUAGGAAACAAAGCAAAACGAUUGUUGGAGAGGGCUGUAUGGAACGAUACUUCAUUUCUUGCUUCAAUUGGUGUGAUGGACUACUCGUUGCUGGUUGGUGUGGACGAGGAGAAACACGAACUAGUUAUCGGGAUCAUCGAUUUCAUGAGACAGUAUACAUGGGACAAGCAUCUGGAGACUUGGGUGAAGGCUACAGGCAUUCUUGGUGGCGCAAAGAACUCGUCUCCAACUGUGAUCUCCCCCAAGGAGUACAAGAAGAGAUUCAGGAAAGCAAUGACAACCUACUUUCUGAUGGUGCCAGACCAGUGGUUUCCGCAGUCCAUUGUUCCAAGCCAGUCUCAGUCCGAUUUAGGCGACGAGAACACGCAGGAUGCCAAAUCCGAUGCCGUUUCAGUUACCUUGUAGAUAGACAUGAGCAUACCUUAGAGUACAACCCUUCACUUGUUCAUUAUCUUGAGUAUAUUGAUUUUGAUUCUUUUAGGUAGAUUCUUUUCCCCUUUCUUUUUGUCUGAAUAUCAUUGUUGAAGAGCAACUAGCAAGAGGAGGUGUGAAAGAAGGCUGCUGAAGCCAUUAAAAAAGGAGGUAUAAUAUUAGUUCACCUCUUGGUUAAGAUCUUUGUAUAAAAUAGGUAGUGUUUGUAGUGGUCAGAUUUACAGUGUAAAUUGCUUCAAAAUAUCAUCUAUGCUUCACCAAAAAUGCAUUACCUCCAUAUGUUGGGUUGGACUUUACAGGAUAAGUUUCCUCAGUUCCAACUUCCAAUGAAAAA